Cylicocyclus nassatus is the source of this 1188-nucleotide messenger RNA. Lineage: Eukaryota; Metazoa; Nematoda; Chromadorea; Rhabditida; Strongylidae. The record is from the annotation of a GenBank genome assembly.
AUGAUACAGUCGACGUGGUUUUUCUUAACCAUAAGAUACCAGGUGAUAGCUAAUUGGGAGAUUAAAUCGGAAGUUCUCAAUGUACUUCGUUUCCCUCUCCAAGGGAGUGUCCGUAUGCAGAUGACCGGUCUUAUCUCCGAAAUCGCCAUGACGAAUUCUGCCCCUGAUGAUGUGGAAGUAAGCCAUUGUGUUGCUCGUAUCCGUGAUCUACGAAUGAACAUUCGAGGAGGAGUGGCUGCUGAAGUUAUUCAGUGGUUUAGAGCAAGUCUUACCAGCGCCAUGCGAAGAAAGUUAGAAGAGCAAUACUGCGCCGUCAUGGAGAAAGCUUGGAUACAGUGGGUAGAGGCGCAAAUAUCGCAGUUUUCGCCGAAUCUCACGCUCAGCACCAGUCCUGAGGUCAUUCUGUCUCAAUCGUUGGAAUCCAUCCAUUUUUCAAAAAUGAAUGUGGAUUUGCGUAUGCGCAGCGACUUAAUUUGGAACGGUGAAUUAGUGGAAGGCGAGAUGAUUCUUAACCAGUCCGAGUACGAUGAGGUAGCUCAGUCGCCAUCGAACCGAAUGAUCACAGUACUUAUUGAAGAAGAAACAGUUCAGAGUGCGCUGGCAGCCACUCACUACUCAGGACAUUUCGUCGCAACUGUCGACAGCCCUUUCUUGCAUACUUAUUGCGACAUCCUAUGCAUUGGUACAGUACUGCCAGAAAUAGCUGAUGCAAUGCCAAACUCUUCAUUCACAGUUCAGGCCUCAACACUCAACCCUCCAAUGAUCACAUUACAAAAGGGAAACACCCUCGUUUUUGUCAAUGCUUCCCUGGACGUGAUCUCAAAGUCAACGUCACAACCGUUCAACGGAACAAUUAUCAGCAUAAAUGUCGAAACCGAGCUUGAACUAAAAAUAGAUAUCCAAGAUGAUAUGGUGAGAUGCACUUCCAGCAUGCUCAACGCGCAAGCUAAACUUACGAAUAGCAAGAUUGGAUUGAUGUCGCAAAAGACUAUCGAUCUACUUGUGGAUAUGUCAACUCCAUUCUUGGAAGACGCAGUGGACUUGUUGAUUAGUCGCGGUGUACCUAUCACGAAACUCUUCCAGUUUCCAUCCACAAAUGAGAUACUAACCAUUGAGGAAAGAUUCAUUAAACUUGAAGCUGACAUUGAUUUCCCUACUGUUCUUCAGCACACAGUAGCUCAGUUGUAG